Telopea speciosissima is the source of this 3909-nucleotide messenger RNA. Its product is annotated as cellulose synthase A catalytic subunit 2 [UDP-forming]-like. The record is from RefSeq and is a predicted model, not a curated record. The transcript is spliced from 14 exons. Gene Ontology annotation, cellular component: plasma membrane; trans-Golgi network. Gene Ontology annotation, molecular function: cellulose synthase (UDP-forming) activity. Gene Ontology annotation, biological process: plant-type primary cell wall biogenesis; cellulose biosynthetic process. NCBI's taxonomy places the organism in Eukaryota, Viridiplantae, Streptophyta, Magnoliopsida, Proteales, Proteaceae. Bases 181 to 3498 code for a protein of 1105 amino acids.
AGACUUCAAAGCGUGUCGGCUGGACUCUGGAGACGCAGGUAACGCAGAGCAGCAGAGGAGAAGGAGAAAGGUGGUUCCUUUGUAUGUUUGGACUGGUGAUAUGAGGAAGGUGUAGAAAUCCCUUUGUUGGGUUGUGGUUGAUUUCUGGUUUCAAGAGUUUACAGUGGUGGGUGGGGUUGGAUGAGUGCCAUGAAUACCGGGGGGCGGCUUGUUGCGGGUUCUCAUAAUAGAAAUGAGUUCGUCGUCAUCAAUGCUGAUGAUAUUGCUCGGGUGAAGUCUGUAAAAGAAUUGAGUGGGGAGAUUUGCCAGAUAUGUGGGGAUGAGAUUGAGAUUACAGUAGAGGGAGAGCCCUUUGUUGCCUGUAAUGAAUGUGCUUUCCCAGUCUGUAGGUCUUGCUAUGAGUACGAGAGAAGAGAGGGCAAUCAAGCUUGCCCUCAAUGCAAAACCAGAUACAAGCGCAUCAAAGGCAGUCCCAGGGUUGAAGGCGACGAGGAAGAGGAGGAUGUUGAUGAUUUGGAUAAUGAAUUUGAUUUCAAGUAUAAGAACUGGAGCGACCCGCAGCAUAUUGCAGAGGCAGCACUCUCAGCUCGCCUUAACGUUGGUCGUGGUUCCAUGGCUGAUGCAUCUGGGAACUCUGUACCACCAAAUCUGGAUUCUUCCUCCCCUAAUCCUGAAAUCCCUCUCCUGACCUAUGGCCAAGAGGAUGCUGGAAUUUCUUCUGAUCAACAUGCUCUGAUAAUACCUCCGUUUAUGGGUAGUGGGAAACGAGUUCAUCCAAUGGCAUUCUCUGAUUCACCCAUGUCCUAUGAUGCAGUGCAGCCCAGAGCAAUGGAUCCUAAGAAGGACUUAGCAGUGUAUGGGUAUGGAAGUGUUGCAUGGAAGGACCGUAUGGAGGAGUGGAAGAAAAGGCAGAGCGAAAAAUUGCAGGUGGUUAAGCAUCAAGGAGGAAAUGGUGGUGGGAACUGUGAUGGAGACGAUCUUGAUGAUCCUGAUUUGCCCAAAAUGGAUGAAGGAAGACAGCCUCUAUCAAGAAAGUUACCAAUUCCUUCCAGCAAGAUCAGUCCAUAUAGAUUGAUAAUAAUACUCAGGCUUGUGAUUCUUGGCUUCUUUUUCCAAUAUAGACUUCUCAACCCGAACCCUAAUGCAUAUGGUUUGUGGCUGACGUCAGUGAUUUGUGAAAUAUGGUUUGGGCUGUCAUGGAUUUUAGAUCAGUUCCCCAAAUGGUCCCCAAUUGAGCGGGAGACAUACCUUGAUCGGUUGUCACUGAGAUAUGAGAAAGAAGGGAAGCCUUCUGAGCUAGCCCCUGUUGAUAUAUUUGUUAGUACGGUUGAUCCUAUGAAAGAACCUCCACUUAUCACUGCUAAUACUGUACUAUCCAUUCUCGCUGUGGAUUAUCCAGUCGACAAAGUUGCAUGCUAUGUCUCUGAUGAUGGUGCUGCCAUGCUUACUUUUGAAGCGCUCUCUGAGACAUCUGAGUUUGCAAGGAUGUGGGUUCCAUUCUGCAAAAAAUAUAAUAUCGAGCCCCGUGCACCAGAAUGGUAUUUCUCUCAAAAGAUUGAUUAUCUGAAAAACAAAGUCCAGCCUGCUUUUGUUAGGGAACGACGGGCAAUGAAGAGGGAAUAUGAAGAAUUCAAGGUUCGGAUAAAUGGGUUGGUUGCUACGGCACAGAAAGUUCCUGAGGAGGGAUGGACAAUGCAGGAUGGAACACCAUGGCCGGGGAACGAUGUACGGGAUCACCCAGGAAUGAUCCAGGUAUUUCUUGGGCAAACUGGUCUUCGUGACAUCGAAGGAAAUGAAUUACCACGUCUGGUUUAUGUUUCUCGUGAGAAGCGACCGGGAUUUGAUCACCACAAAAAAGCUGGUGCCAUGAAUGCUCUGGUGAGGGUCUCGGCAAUCAUUUCCAAUGCUCCUUAUCUUCUGAAUGUAGAUUGUGAUCACUAUAUAAACAACAGCAAGGCACUUAGAGAAGCCAUGUGCUUCAUGAUGGAUCCGACAUCAGGAAAGAAAGUCUGCUAUGUGCAGUUUCCUCAACGAUUUGAUGGGAUUGAUCGCCAUGAUAGAUAUUCAAAUCGCAAUGUCGUAUUCUUUGAUAUCAACAUGAAAGGACUAGAUGGGAUCCAGGGACCAAUCUAUGUUGGAACGGGAUGCGUUUUCAGAAGGCAAGCACUGUAUGGAUUUGAUGCCCCUGUAAAGAAGAAAGCUCCAGGCAAGACAUGUAACUGCUGGCCUAGAUGGUGCUGCCUUUGUUGUGGGUCUAGGAAGAAGAACCGGAAAAUGAAGAUAAAGAAGGAGAAGAAAAUAAAGAAUAGAGAGCCCUCAACACAGAUACAUGCCCUUGAGAAUAUUGAAGAGGGGAUCGAAGGAGUAGAUAGUGAAAAAUCGUCCCUCAUGUCCCAAAUAAAGUUUGAGAAAAAAUUGGGUCAGUCUCCAGUGUUCGUAGCUUCCACACUUUUAGAAGAUGGUGGAGUUCCUUUGGGAGCCAGUUCUGCAUCUCUGUUAAAAGAAGCCAUCCAUGUUAUUAGUUGCAGCUAUGAACAUAAGACAGAAUGGGGAAAAGAGGUUGGGUGGAUAUACGGCUCUGUCACAGAGGAUAUCCUCACAGGAUUCAAGAUGCACUGCCAUGGGUGGCGCUCUGUAUACUGCAUACCCAAAAGGCCAGCAUUUAAGGGUUCAGCACCCAUCAAUCUCUCGGAUCGUCUAAACCAGGUUCUUCGUUGGGCCCUUGGAUCUGUAGAGAUUUUAUUGAGCAGGCAUUGUCCAAUCUGGUAUGGAUAUGGGUGCGGUUUGAAUUGGCUGGAAAGACUUUCCUACAUAAACUCGGUUGUUUAUCCUUUGACGUCUCUUCCCUUGAUUACAUACUGUACCUUGCCAGCCGUCUGCCUUCUCACUGGGGAUUUCAUCAUCCCCCAGAUAAGCAACUAUGCCAGCAUUGUGUUCAUGGCUCUCUUCAUAUCUAUAGCUGCAACAGGCAUCAUUGAGAUGCAGUGGGGAGGUGUCAGCAUAGAUGACUGGUGGAGGAACGAGCAAUUUUGGGUGAUUGGUGGUGUCUCAGCACAUCUCUUUGCUCUCUUCCAGGGUCUGCUCAAGGUUUUGGCCGGGGUCAACACGAACUUCACUGUUACAUCCAAAGGAGGUGAUGAUGGUGAAUUCGCAGAGCUAUACGAAUUCAAGUGGACAUCAUUGUUGAUAUUUCCGACAACAUUGCUGAUCAUUAACAUAAUUGGGGUGAUUAUUGGGAUUUCUGAUGCCAUAAGCAGUGGAUCUAAUUCAUGGGGCCCACUGUUUGGUAAGCUGUUCUUUGCCUUUUGGGUCAUUGUCCAUCUAUAUCCCUUCCUCAAGGGAUUAAUGGGGAAACAAAAUAGGCUGCCAACCAUUAUCCUGGUCUGGUCGAUGAUUCUUGCCUCACUUUUCUCCCUAUUGUGGGUUCGGAUCAAUCCGUUUGUCAAUAGAGGAGGCCUCAUAUUAGAGGAGUGUGGGUUGAAUUGUGACUAUAGAUAGAAUUUUAGAUGAUCUUCGAAUGUUAUGGGGAAAGGCUGUUGGGGAGCGGUUGAUGGAGUUCAUCCUCUUAGUGAAAAUAUCCCUUGCCACUACAAUUUUGUGUGGCUUUAUGUACCAGAGUCCGGGCAAGUGAGGAAACAAACAUGUUCGAGUUGGUGUAUAGAUAAAAUGGACAGGGAAGGGGAACACCUUUAUUAUUCUUUACUGGGUUUUGGUUGAUUCAUUUUUGUACUUGUUCUUAUUCUUUUCUUUUUUCCUCUUUUAUUUUUCUUGGGCUGAUUUGUGGAGGGUUGAUUUGUUUAUUAGUGCCUGUCUAUAAAUACCAAGAGAACAUUGUUUAAUGUUUGAACUAUAAUUUAUUCCCUUCUCAGCAAAGGGUUGAAUACAGAGGAGUCUCCAAAUUCAUUUUCA